AUGCCUAACUUUUGCGAAUUUUGGGAUGUGUGGGAGGUCCUUGGAUGCGGAGGAGGAGUGCGUGAAUGAGAGGGGUGUGUUUGCAGAAAGCAGGAAUUUGUUCUCCUCACUUAGUACUGCCCGGUGCUUUCUUCACCUGUAGGGCAUGAAGGCAUGCCUGUCAGGCACAGGACGAGUACAGUACCUGCUGCUGGCGUGCUGUUUUUUCUAUUGUGUUGCUGAUUCGCGUUGCGAAGCUUGCCCUCCUGGAUGGCUGACAGGAUCGAAUGAAACUGUAUGCUUUUCUCUGAUGAAGAAUCACAGUUCCUGGUCAGAAUCAGAGAGUGCUUGCAAAGCUAAUGGGGGAUAUCUUGCAUCAUUGAAUUCACUCGACGAGUUUUACUUCGUCCAGGCUGUCUGCGGUGCCAGUGCUGCAGACGGCUGCUGGGUCGGAGGCCAAGAGCUCCCUCAGGAUCAAAAUAGCGUCAUUCAGUGGAAAUGGAGUGACUGCGAUACCUCUCACUACAUUGAUUUGCCCUGGGUGCCUUCACCUUCGAAUAGUAGUUGCAUGGCCCCGAUUUGUCCCGACCCAGCAACGCCUCGGCUGUGUACUGUUGUCACAAGGGCAGGGGUCAAGUGGGAUUUAUGCUCUUCCUCUCAUUCGUUUCUUUGCGCCAUUGGACAAGAGUCGGAGUGUAAAGAUCCGAAGUCUUCUCACAGAGAGUACACUAUCAUAUUGAUAUCAGUAUGCACGAUCCUUGCUGUUACUACCACAGCUAUUGUGGCAUUUCUUUUGGCGUACAGGCGAAGUAAAAGACGGCGUAGGUCCCGUCGUCGUAAGCUUGCAGAGUUAUCUAGUUCUAGCGGGCUACUGCGACCUGCAUUUAGGUUGUACACAAUCAGGGAGUUAGAGGUAAUGACAGAGUAUUUUUCAGAAGCAAAUUUGCUCGGCAGUAGGCAGAAAGAGAACGGGGGUGUUUACAGGGGGACACUAGCAGAUGGCACUACAGUUGCAGUCAAGAGGUUACAGCGGACACCACUUCAAUCACAGAAGGAAUUUGUGUAUGAUGUGCUGCGUAUAGCUCGGCUUAAGCAACUCAAUUUGGUGGCAGUUAGAGGAUGUGCAUACGAGAAUCGUCAAGGGUACAUUGUUUAUGAGUUUUUUCCCAACGGUUCUCUUGACCAAUGGUUGCACAACAAGUCUUCGGAAGCUCAAGCAUUGGAUUGGGGUCAACGAAUACGCAUUGCUACAACCCUUGCCCAGGGCCUUGCCUAUCUGCACGACACAUUGAAGCCACAUGUGGUUCACAGGGAUGUGCGUGCCAGCAAUGUCCUUCUGGACGAACAUUUCGAUGCUCACAUUCUAGGAGUGGGCCUUAGCAGGCUGGUAUUGCGUGAAGCUACUGUUGGUCACACAGUAAUUGCCGGAACAUAUGGCUAUCUGGCCCCUGAAUUUGUGUACAGAAACGAACUCACCACCAAGAGCGAUGUGUAUAGCUACGGGGUGUUACUGCUGGAGCUCAUCACGGGACGUAAGCCAACAGUGGAUGGCGCGGAACCUUCCGACUGGCAGAGCACAUUUGAGUGGGCCACUCCACUUGUCCAAGCCCAAAGGUUUUUGGAGCUAUUGGAUCCUACUAUUCAGACCAUUCCUGACGUAGCUCAGAUUCAGUGUUGUGUGGACUUAGUCUACGCAUGUACCCAGCAUGUGCCUGCAAGUCGGCCACGCAUGUCAUACGUGGUGCACCAGCUCAUGCAGCUACGACAAGGGCUCGUCCCUCUCCCACUAAGUCGUGCACAGAAUCCGCCACCUCGAUCACCAGUAAAUAGGGUCGAGUACAUGAACAUCGUGAAUCAGGGCGAUAAUACAUCCUUAAUUGAAAUUGAAAAUUCAGAUGUCCCUUUCUAAAUUUCUGCCUCCUGUGAUUCGUUCUCGAAGUGCUUACUGGUAAAUGCCGCAGUGACAUUGUAUAUUCUUAAAAUCUCCUUAAAGUAGUUGGCGCCUGCGUAACUCAGUCAGGUAUGCAGAGAUCGCUACUGUACAAUGUAAGACAAAAAGAGCUUGUUCUUUGUAAGUGGAACUUGAAAUGAAGGUAAGCAUUUUUCAA
Molecule: messenger RNA, 2087 nt
Organism: Physcomitrium patens
Lineage: Eukaryota; Viridiplantae; Streptophyta; Bryopsida; Funariales; Funariaceae
Product: C-type lectin receptor-like tyrosine-protein kinase At1g52310
Biological process (GO): protein phosphorylation
Molecular function (GO): ATP binding; protein tyrosine kinase activity
Source: RefSeq, a predicted model, not a curated record